CAAUAGUCAUGGCGCCUAGCUGCUAGAUCACGAGCUUGAAAGCUAUUUAUUUUCCUUUCUUUUUAUAUAGUAAUUAGUUGCAUUAUUAUAUAAUGAAAAGCUGGAAAGAAUAUGUUUUCUGUUAAUAAAAAUGGUUUGCUAAUGUUAACAAAUGUACAGAAUUCGAGUAGAAAAUCGGUAAUAUAAGAUACUUCCGGGUUUAUUAGCGUAAAACAAUUAAAGAGCCAGCACUGGUGAUUUUAGGGUAAAAUAAAAUUUAAAAAAGGACAAAUGGAUAAAUUUGUGGUCCGUUUUUCAAAAGAUGAUCAGGCAAGACAAGGACAAAAACAUGAAGAGAAAGUGUACAGACAGGCAACACUGGAGUCUUUAAAGAGAGUGGUGGUGAUUGAGGACAUCGAAAGGUUCAAGUCCAUCCUCGAGUUGCCCGGUCAGACCAAAGAGAAUAUGUUGGACGCUCUGAUGGAGCUGGACAAGAAAAUCCCUUCCAAAGAAGUGCUCAAGUCCACCAGGAUUGGCCACACAGUGAACACGCUGCGUAAGAAACACCCGGACGUUGAGGUGAGGGCGUCGGCUCGGCAGGUUUACACACACUGGAGGACGUUCAUUGAGGAGAACGCCAACAAGAUGUCUAUCGAGGUUCGCUGUGAUAAACAGACUGAGGAACUGAGGAGCAACGCCAGAAAACUCCUCGCUGACAGCAUGGGGUUAAAGGCUGACGCUGUGCUGGUGGACAACCUCGAGAGGGAAGUGUUUCAUCAGUGCUCACGGCUGAUCAGCGGAGCGUACAGGAGGAGUGUGAGGGCGCUGGUGUUUGCUCUCAGACACAAACCAGACGUCAGAGCGCAGGUGAAGGACGGCAGGAUCGCCGUGAACGUCUUCGUCAGGAACCACAAGAAGAAACCAUGACGCUGAGAGGAAAGAGACGAUACACACAGAUACUCACACACGUAGUGGUGCUUCAUAAAACUGUACUUUAAUAGAGGUUUAUUUUUUCUUUUGAAUAAUUUUAGCAGUAAAAUUUAUUUAAUGUUAUGCACAUCAAACAAAGGACAUGUACAGGUUUUAUUUUAUUUUAAAAUCUAUUUUGAUUCUCUAUUUGGUCUUUAAAUGGAUCUUCCAGCAGAUUGAUUUUCAGAAUUAUU
Neoarius graeffei (lesser salmon catfish) is the source of this 1142-nucleotide messenger RNA. It is a transcript of the gene tceanc2, whose product is annotated as transcription elongation factor A (SII) N-terminal and central domain containing 2. Gene Ontology annotation, cellular component: nucleus. The record is from RefSeq and is a predicted model, not a curated record. The coding region runs from base 271 to 906 and encodes 211 amino acids. NCBI's taxonomy places the organism in Eukaryota, Metazoa, Chordata, Actinopteri, Siluriformes, Ariidae. Gene Ontology annotation, biological process: DNA-templated transcription. The transcript is spliced from 4 exons.